AUGAGUGCAACUGCCAAGGUUGGUAGAAACGCCAAGGAAGAGUCACCUGGAGAAUGGAAACUCACCGGACCUCCAGACAUUCUGGUCACACGCGAGUCGGCAAUAGGACAUUACUCCGAUCGGGUACAGCAUAAACCUAUCGCCUUUAACCAGAAUCAUUCUGAUCUACCCAAGUUUGGCAGUAGCUUUGAUGGAAACUACAGGGCCAUUGAGCCCUUCUUCAAAGAAUGUUACGACGACGCUUUGGAAGUGAUACAGAAGAGAUUCAGUGAUGAAGCUAUCAAACCACAAUACACCGAGCGUUCAAAAGGCAGAAGCCGUGCAACAUGUCCCAGCUGUUCCCAAAAAUAUUAUUCACAAAUCGAGCUUCUGCAGCAUCUGAAAGCGGAGGGAAAUGACAUCUGUUUCUGCAAAGUGCUUCGAUAUGCUGUUGAAAAUGGUCUGAGCACUGCAUCCUUACUGCUCCUAGAAGAUGGAAGAAUCAAUGCAAAGGUCGACACAUCCGGUUUGACAAUUCUUCACUAUGCAGCAAAGCAUGGGCGGUUGGAAAUGGUCCAGCUCCUUCUCGAUCGAGGCGCCGACCUCAAUGCGAGGGACUUGCAUGGAUCAACACCACUCUACCAUAGUGUAGAACUAGACGUGGCUAGAUUAUUUCUCGACCGAGGAGCUGAUAUUGAGACCAAACAUCGUGAAGAGGUUACAUCGCUUAUUAAAGCAGCUAAGUUGGGGAAUACGGAGAUGAUCAAGCUUCUGCUCGAUCGAAGGGCUAACAUUGAAGCGAGGGAUUGCCAUGGUCAGACGCCACUUAAUGCUGCGACUCGUCGUGGACAAACAGAUGUGAUCAAGCUGCUACUAGAUCGAAGUGCCAACAUUGAAACCAAAAACAAAGAAGCCCGAACGCCACUUCUGGUUGCAGCUCGUGACGGAAGAGCAGAUGUGGUGAGACUGCUUCUUGAGCGCGGUGCUGACACGGAGUCGAGGAGCAAUUCUGGUGUCACGCCGCUUAUUGCUGCAGCUCGUGGCGGAAGAGCAGAUAUAGUUGAGCUACUUCUUGACGGAGGUGCACACUUUAAGCGCCAAGAUGAUAGCGGUAAGACGCCGCUCAUGUGGGCAGUUGAGAGCGGAAAGGCAGAUGUGGUCGAAGUGCUGCGUAAUCGAGGGGCCAGAAAAUCCAAUUCGAAGGUCAAUGUCAUUAGCAGAUUUUUCAAUUCAAAAUAA
Molecule: messenger RNA, 1218 nt
Organism: Trichoderma gamsii
Lineage: Eukaryota; Fungi; Ascomycota; Sordariomycetes; Hypocreales; Hypocreaceae
Exons: 3
Coding region: 1-1218 (405 amino acids)
Biological process (GO): positive regulation of transcription by RNA polymerase II
Cellular component (GO): nucleus
Molecular function (GO): protein binding; transcription cis-regulatory region binding
Source: RefSeq, a predicted model, not a curated record